AUGGGUCGCGCAUCCAAGGAUAAGCGCGAUAUAUACUACCGCAGGGCCAAGGAGGAGGGCUACCGUGCUCGCAGCGCGUACAAGCUGCUCCAGAUCAAUGAGGAGUUCAACAUCCUGAGCCCGGCCGAGAUCCGCACCGGGGCGGUGGACCUGUGUGCCGCGCCUGGCAGCUGGUCGCAGGUGCUUGCCCAGCACUUUAAGAUGAUCGGCGCGAAUGCCGCGGCGGCGGCGGCAGAGGGGGACUCUCUGCUGGCGCAGACGCCGCGCGUGGUGGCGGUGGACCUGCAAGAGAUGGCCCCCAUCGACGGGGUCACACUCCUUCAGGGGGACAUAACGAGCGAGGUGACCGCGCGCGAGAUUAUUCGGCUGCUGAACGCGCCGACGUCGACGGGGGUGACGCGCACCGAUGACGAGCCGCAGCCUGCCAGCAGCUAUUUCUCUUCCUCUGCCCCUUCUCCCGCGCUCGGUGCGUCACUGCGGAAGGCGGACAUUGUCCUCUGCGACGGCGCCCCCGAUGUGACGGGUAUGCAUGAGCUGGACGAGUACCUGCAGCACCACCUACUGCUGGCGGCGCUGCACAUCACCACGUUCGUGCUACGGGCCGGUGGCUGCUUCCUGACGAAGAUGUUCCGCGGCCCCAACACCGCCUUCCUCGUCGCGAAAAGCGAGCUCUUCUUUCAACAGGUGCGCGUCGUGAAGCCCAAGUCCUCACGCAACGCGUCCAUGGAGAGCUUUCUUCUCUGCCAGGGCUUUCGCAUGCCGCUCGGGUACGUGCCUCGCUUCGUUGGCGCUGCCGCGCCCUCCUCUGCCGCUACCGGCUGCUCGAGGGGUGCGGCAUCGACGAGCGCCGGCUGCGGCUCACGCGUAGAAGCUGAUAAUGCGAAGGGCACGGAGGAAGAGCGGAGCGAGAUGGCCACCGUGAGCGGCGGCCCACUCCGCGCCAGCGGCUUCACGCCGGAGGCACCGUCGUACUGCUACGACACGACUGCGCCCUUCUCACACGCGUCGGAUGGUGACGCCGCCGCAGCGGCAACAGGGCAAGAUGUCGCGGGCCACGACCAAAACACGUCUUGCACGCUCGCGGACCGGGUCCUCGCCCCGUUCCUCUCCUGCGGCGACCUUUCUGGCUUUGACGCGGACAUGUGCUACGACAGGGAUGAGGAGGCCGACGUGCUGGAGCCGGUGCAGCCGCCGCUGCAAGCACCGUACUUGGCCGCUGCCGCUGCUUUGCCGUCACGGCUGGCAGGGGUCGCCGAUGGUCGUGACACGGAGGCGGACGGGUCGCAGCAGAAAAGGAUUCGCGUGGAGUCGCCGACGGCUACCGCAGGUCGCGACAGCAGCACCGGGGGAGAAGAGCAGCAGUGA
Messenger RNA from Leishmania mexicana MHOM/GT/2001/U1103, 1365 nucleotides. RefSeq names its product putative FtsJ-like methyltransferase. Gene Ontology annotation, biological process: cytoplasmic translation; tRNA methylation. Gene Ontology annotation, cellular component: cytoplasm. The record is from RefSeq and is a predicted model, not a curated record. NCBI's taxonomy places the organism in Eukaryota, Euglenozoa, Kinetoplastea, Trypanosomatida, Trypanosomatidae. The transcript has a single exon. The coding region runs from base 1 to 1365 and encodes 454 amino acids. Gene Ontology annotation, molecular function: tRNA methyltransferase activity.